UCCUUCAUCUUGUCAGCCAUGGCUUAUGACCGUUAUAUUGCCAUUUGUAAACCACUGUUGUAUAUGGUCACCAUGUCCCCUCAGAUGUGUUUACUCCUUUUGUUGGGGGUCUAUGGGAUGGGAGUUUUGGGGGCUGUAGCCCAUACAGGAAAUAUAGUGUUUCUAACCUUUUGUGCAGACAACCUUGUCAAUCACUAUAUGUGUGACAUCCUUCCCCUCCUUGAGCUCUCCUGCAACAGCUCUUACAUCAACUUGCUGGUGGUCUUCAUUGUUGUAACUAUUGGCAUUGGGGUGCCCAUUGUUACCAUUUUUAUUUCUUAUGGUUUUAUUCUUUCAAGCAUUCUCCACAUUAGCUCCAGUGAGGGCAGGUCCAAAGCCUUCAGUACCUGCAGUUCCCAUAUAAUUGUGGUAUCUCUUUUCUUUGGGUCAGGGGCUUUUAUGUAUCUUAAACCACCUUCUAUUUUACCCCUUGACCAAGGGAAAGUGUCUUCCCUGUUCUAUACCAUUGUGGUGCCCAUGUUCAACCCAUUAAUCUAUAGCCUGAGGAAUAAGGAUGUAAAAGUUUCCCUGAAGAAAACCCUAAGCAGAAUUACCUUCUCUUGA
Molecule: messenger RNA, 603 nt
Organism: Galeopterus variegatus (Sunda flying lemur)
Lineage: Eukaryota; Metazoa; Chordata; Mammalia; Dermoptera; Cynocephalidae
Product: olfactory receptor 8B12-like
Exons: 2
Biological process (GO): sensory perception of smell; G protein-coupled receptor signaling pathway
Cellular component (GO): membrane
Molecular function (GO): olfactory receptor activity; odorant binding
Source: RefSeq, a predicted model, not a curated record